GCUGCGCGGGUCGUGUUCGAGGAGGGAGGAGCCGUCGCCCUGUGUCCCUUCCCCACCUGUGCGGAUUUUCGAGUCUUUUGUUAUCCUUUUUUUUUAGGUUUUCGUUUUUUAUGAGACUUGAAAGAUAUAUUGGUUCGGAAUUGCGUGAAAAUGGUUUUCGAGAUACUGUGUGCUGGUGGAGGUUCAAGCCCUGUUAAUGGUUCGAAAAACGGUUCUAUUUAACACAGCUUCGGACUGCUGAUCCAAGGCGCUGUGCACAUGACAGACAGAAAAAAAAGGUUUUGUUUAAUUCAAUUAUCGAUGAUGAGUGGAAAAAUGUUGAAUCAAUAAACAUCUUUCAAACUGUGCCACCAUGAAGCACCCUUAACACGCCCUCACCAUACCUCCCCGACGCUAUGGUGACUCUGAGCUAAGACAGAGAACAGAGAACACUAAACCAUGGACGGAGAGAACAGAAUUAUCCUGAAUGUGGGAGGGAUAAGAUUCGAGACCUACAAAGCGACGUUGAAGAAGAUCCCGGCCACUCGCCUCUCUCGCUUAACCGAAGCCCUGGCCAACUAUGAUCCGAUUCUCAACGAGUACUUUUUCGACAGGCAUCCGGGCGUGUUUGCGCAGAUCCUCAAUUAUUAUAGGACCGGGAAACUGCACUACCCGACCAACGUCUGUGGUCCUUUGUUCGAGGAGGAGCUGGAGUUCUGGGGCCUCGACUCGAACCAGGUGGAACCCUGCUGCUGGAUGACCUACACGAUACACCGGGAUACACAGGUGAGUGUUGAG
Molecule: messenger RNA, 777 nt
Organism: Penaeus vannamei (Pacific white shrimp)
Lineage: Eukaryota; Metazoa; Arthropoda; Malacostraca; Decapoda; Penaeidae
Source: RefSeq, a predicted model, not a curated record